GUAUAUUAAAUUGAAUCAAUGAUUGAAAUCCAAAUAAUCUACACACACAAAGCUUAUCAUCAUCAUUUUGGUCACUUUGGUUGUUUUGUGUUGACCUCGAAAAAGUGUCCACCAGAAAAACUGAAUCGAGAUGAGUUUUUUGUUCGGUAAUCGAUCGAAUAAAACAUUUAAACCAAAGAAAAACAUUCCAGAAGGCACACAUCAAUAUGAUCUGAUGAAACAUGCAGCAGCAACAUUAGGUUCAGGUGAUUUACGUUUAGCUGUAAUGUUGCCGGAAGGUGAAGAUCUCAAUGAAUGGGUUGCCGUUAAUAUUGUCGAUUUUUUCAAUCAAAUCAAUAUGCUUUAUGGAACGAUAACAGAAUUUUGUACAGAAGAAACAUGUCCGCUAAUGUCUGCUGGUCCUAAAUAUGAAUAUCAUUGGGCCGAUGGUACUACGGUUAAAAAACCGAUAAAAUGUUCAGCACCUAAAUAUAUUGAUUAUCUAAUGACAUGGGUACAGGAUCAAUUGGAUGAUGAGAAUAUUUUUCCAUCGAAAAUAGGUGUGCCUUUUCCGAAAAAUUUCAUAUCGAUUGCUAAAACAAUAUUGAAACGUUUAUUUCGUGUUUAUGCCCACAUUUAUCAUCAACAUUUCCCACAAGUCGUUCAUUUGGAUGAGGAAGCCCAUUUGAAUACAAGUUUUAAGCAUUUUAUAUUUUUUGUCCAAGAAUUCAAUCUGAUUGAUAAACGUGAAUUAGCUCCGUUAUCAGAAUUGAUUGAAAAAUUGGUUGAAAAACGAACUACUACUACUGCCGAUAUUAAUAAUGUAAAUGUAAAUCAAUCAGCCACUGUUGGUGGUGAUAAUGUUCAAUCAUCAAUGUUAAACCACCACCAUCAUCAUCAUCAUCACGUAACACAGCAGCAGCAUCAUCUUCCACAUCCACUUCCGCAUGUUGAACACCAUCAUCUUGGUAAUCAUACAUCAGCAACAGCAAAUAGUAAUAUACCAUAUACACCACCAAGAAUAUCUGGUGCUGGUGCUGGUGGUCAAUCAUCAACCUAUCCAUCACAUCCACCGCCAUAUUAUCCUCUGCAACCAUUACCACCAAAACCACCACAAGCCCAACAACAACAACAACAACAAUAUUAUAAUGUUCAACCACCACCUGCUUAUCAUCAACAUUUAUCACAACAACAACAACAACGUAAUAUUGGCAAUUCAGGAAAUGCUGGUGGUGGUAAUGGUGGUAUAGCCCGGUGAUGUCAUCAAUGUUUAGAUUAAUUAAUUAAUUAGUGCCUUAUUUGUCAUAAAAAAUAACGGUUUUUGUACGUAUGUGUGUGUGUGAUAUAU
Molecule: messenger RNA, 1327 nt
Organism: Dermatophagoides farinae (American house dust mite)
Lineage: Eukaryota; Metazoa; Arthropoda; Arachnida; Sarcoptiformes; Pyroglyphidae
Gene: mats
Product: MOB kinase activator-like 1
Source: RefSeq, a predicted model, not a curated record